Phasianus colchicus (ring-necked pheasant) is the source of this 1335-nucleotide messenger RNA. RefSeq names its product 5-hydroxytryptamine receptor 5A (gene HTR5A). Gene Ontology annotation, cellular component: plasma membrane. The record is from RefSeq and is a predicted model, not a curated record. NCBI's taxonomy places the organism in Eukaryota, Metazoa, Chordata, Aves, Galliformes, Phasianidae. Gene Ontology annotation, biological process: positive regulation of MAPK cascade; adenylate cyclase-activating adrenergic receptor signaling pathway. Gene Ontology annotation, molecular function: G protein-coupled serotonin receptor activity.
AGGAGUCCCGGUGCCCAGCGCGGUGGCAUGGACCGCCAGCUCAACAUCAGCUGCCUCGGCGGUGCGACGCCGGAUGCCAGUAACUGGAGCGGGUCAUCCAGCGGGCUGGAGGGCGGCAGGGCACAGCUCUCCGUAUUCAGCGUGCUUGUCCUCACCCUCCUGGCCAUGCUGGUGGUGGCCACUUUCCUGUGGAACGGCUUGGUCCUGGCCACCAUCUUCCGCGUGCGCACGUUUCAUCGGGUGCCCCACAACCUGGUGGCAUCCAUGGCCAUCUCCGACGUGAUGGUGGCGGCCCUCGUCAUGCCCCUGAGCUUGGUGCACGAAUUAUCGGGGCGGCGGUGGCGGCUGGGUCGCUCACUGUGUCAAGUGUGGAUCUCCUUCGACGUUCUGUGCUGCACUGCCAGCAUCUGGAAUGUCACUGCCAUCGCCCUCGACCGCUACUGGUCCAUCACCCGGCACCUGGAGUACACGCUGCGCACCCGGCGCCGAAUCUCCAACAUCAUGAUCGCGCUCAUCUGGGUGCUCUCUGCCUUCAUCUCCCUGGCCCCGCUGCUCUUUGGCUGGGGAGAGACUUACUCAGAGGUCAGUGAGGAGUGCCAGGUAAGCCAGGAGCCUUCCUACACCAUCUUCUCCACCUUCGGGGCCUUCUACCUGCCUCUGUGUGUGGUGCUGUUUGUCUACUGGAAGAUCUACAGGGCGGCCAAGUUUCGCAUCGGAUCUCGGAAGAACAACUCCAUCACCCCCGUCUCACCAGAAGCCCUGGAGAUAAAGGAAGCUGCCCAGCAGCCACAGAUGGUCUUCACUGUCCGGCACGCCACAGUUACGUUCCAGACAGACGGAGACACGUGGAGAGAGCAGAAGGAGAGGAGAGCUGCCCUCAUGGUGGGCAUCCUCAUUGGAGUCUUCGUGCUCUGCUGGAUUCCCUUCUUCAUCACGGAGCUCAUCAGCCCACUCUGCUCCUGCGACAUCCCGCCCAUUUGGAAGAGUAUUUUUCUAUGGCUAGGUUAUUCCAAUUCCUUUUUUAAUCCCCUCAUUUACACUGCUUUCAACAAAAACUACAACAAUGCCUUCCGGAACCUAUUCUUUAGACAGCACUGAGCAAGAGAAGCUUUCUCUGCCCCAGGAGGCUAUUCUCAGCUCUCAGUGGAACCUAACAAACUCCUGAGGGAGCUGAGAACCACAACUGCGGUGAUGCUAAGGAUGUGUCCCCAUGGGUACGUCCCAGCAAUGGUCCCCAUCCCUAUGCAGUUGCUAUUUUUUCAUGAAGCAGCAUGAAAGCAGGUUUCUCUGGCCAGCAGCAAAGAGUUCUGCCUCCAGUGCCCCACUGCUUUCCUC